Molecule: messenger RNA, 3449 nt
Organism: Scophthalmus maximus (turbot)
Lineage: Eukaryota; Metazoa; Chordata; Actinopteri; Pleuronectiformes; Scophthalmidae
Product: kelch repeat and BTB domain-containing protein 12-like
Exons: 10
Coding region: 1012-2859 (615 amino acids)
Molecular function (GO): protein binding
Source: RefSeq, a predicted model, not a curated record
UCACAUGUGCACUCAAGUUCACAUACACUCAUCCUGUCCUGCUGUCACUGAUUUAUCUGCACCGUCUAUAUCCUGCCUCCAGGAGGCAAACACACCUCUUCAGUUGGACCUAUGACAGGCUGUUAAAUGAUGGUCAUGUGUAUCGUGUGUGUGUGUGUGUGUGUGUGUGUGCGUGUGUCUGAAUUCUUGUGAAUGUUUGACUCUGUGUACUCAGCCGUGGUCCUCAUCGCUUAACCACAUCCUCAUCCAUGAAAUGUGCACCGAAGGAGAGUUUUCAGCAUUUCUUGCAGUGUCGAGCAAAGGAACAUGGAGCUGCUUACUGAUAAACAUAGACAAAUAGACAUGACGUUUGCUUUCAAGUAUAUGGUUGUGUCACAAAGUGGAUAUAAUUACCAGAUGUUUGGUUCCAUAUGUGGUAAAAAGUUUGUUUUUGACUCCAGUUUUUUGCUGUGCUGUGUCACAUCAUAUCAUUUCUUUGUCCUCUAUCUAAAGCCCUGUAUUGUAGGUGGAUUGACCUCAUCCCUGUCCCAGUUCUGUCACCAGGGAAAGCCCUACUUUCUGGCAGACCAGCUUAUGAAGGCCAUGCCUUCUCAGAACGAGAUGACUGAGUCCUUCGAAGGAUGCAGCCCCUCAAUCGGGACACAGGCCGUGUCUUUAUAUCCUGCAACUUCUUGAAGAAAUCCACGUUUUGGGCAUUUUAAAGGGCAAAUCUGAAAUUUAAAAAGCUGAAUGGUCUUAGGGACUUCUCAGAGACUUAUGGAAACCUGAACAGACCAACAGCACCACUAGUCUAGCACUCUGGUCUAUUUUAAACUUUUUCACCAGCGAGCAUGACACUUCCCCCACUCACAGGCAGGCAGCAACUAGCAGAGAACACAAGACAGACCUGACAGCAUAAAUAUAAAUACAUAAAUAAUACAACUGCCUGCACAGAGCAGUACAAGGCGACGUUGUCUCAAUUCUGCAAUUCGGCUCUGGAAAGGCCUCGGGACAGCAUUGGAGUGUGUGUGCAUGGACGCCGAGGCGCCGGACUCUGCUCAGGCGGAGCACGGCUCACUUCUGCUGAGGCAGCUGGAGAGGAUGAGAGCUGCCGAGGAGCUCACCGAUGUGGUGCUGCUGGCAGAGGGGAUUCCCUUCCCUUGCCACAAGGUUGUGCUGUCUGCAUUCAGCCCUUACUUCCAGGCCAUGUUUACAUGUGGUCUGAAGGAGACCCGGGGAGGAGAGGUAGCACUCAGAGACACUCCGGCUCAGAGCCUGGAUCUGCUUCUGGCCUACAUGUACCGGGCUGAAUUCCCCCUUUCCAAUGACAACAUCCAGGGAGUGGCCGCUGCUGCCUUCCUGCUCCACGUAGACGGAGCCUUCAGGUUGUGUCAGAGCCACAUGGAGGCCUGUAUGGACCCCUCCAACUGUGUUGGUCUGUACCACUGGGCCAGAGACCUGGGGGCCACUGGUCUGUCUGACUGCGCCUUGAGAUUCAUCUGCCAACACUUUGCACAGGUUUGUGAAGAAGAGGAAGUGCUGGACCUGGAUGCCCAACGUCUUGGGGAUCUGCUGGGUUCAGAUGACCUCAACAUAUCGCAGGAGGAGGUCGUGCUGGAGCUGGUGCUGCGUUGGGUGGAGAGGCGGAGGGGGGACUCGCAGAGUGAAGCCCAGGCUGCAGAGCUACUCAGGCGUGUCCGGCUGGAGCUUGUGGACCCUGGAUUCCUCCGCAAAGCCAGGAGGAGAAAUCCGGUACUGCUGCGGGAUGAUGAGUGCUUUGGGAUGAUUGAUGCUGCUCUCCAGACAUCAGGUCUCUGCGAGAUGUCAGUUCCACCUCGCCCGGCUCUCCGCUACGGCAUGGAGGCCACUGACCUGCUGCUCUGUUUGGGAGGGGUUAAUAAGGAAGGAGUGCCUGCCCGCCGUGGCGGACUUGCUGACCUGAGUUUUUGCUUUGCCCCCCAUGGUAGAAAAACUUGCUACAUCCCCUCUCCACUGAGGGCCUGUGGAGGCAUGGGACAGAUCACAGCAGGGGCGGUCACACGAGACAAUAACAUAGUGGUGGCCAUAGAAGCAGUCGACCAACACAGAUUGAAGAGGGUGGAUAUUUACAGGUACGAUAAUUCAGAGGAGAACAGCUGGGUGGAGUUGUGCUCCGCAGCGCACAGGGACAUGUACGCUUUAGGGCUCCUGGGCGACGGCCUUUACAUGAUUGGCGGUCAGAUGAAACUGCACAACCACUACAUCAUCACAGACAGUGUGGAGAGAUGGUCGCUGAAGAGAGGAGGCAGCUGGCUCAGCUUCGCCCCUCUGCCUCUCCCUUUAGCCUGCCACUGCGCCGUGAGCCUGAAGGAGCUUCUCUAUGUGCUCGGGGGCUGGACACCACAGGAUCAGCCGGACGAGGAGCCCGACAAGCUGAGUAACCGCGUGUUUCAGUUUGACCCGAGCAAGGACAGGUGGACAGAGUGUUCCAGGAUGAAGUACUCCAGGUACCGCUGUGGCACUGCUGUCCUCAAUGGAGAAAUCUACAUAUUAGGUGGUAUAGGAUGUGAUGGGGACGACCGGGGACAAUCGCGUAGCUGUCUGAGCUCUGUGGAGAUCUAUAACCCAGACACAGACACUUGGCGGGCGGGCCCAGCGCUGCCCACCUGCCCACUCUCCCUCCGAACCAAUGCCUCCAAUUUUGGAGUAGUGGAGGGAAAGAUCUACCUCUGUGGAUACUACAAGGGGGCAGGCCGUCACGAGAUCAUCACCAAGGAAAUUCUGGAACUGGACCCUGUGGACAACGUGUGGACGGUGGUGGAAAGACGGGCAGCCAUGCCCGACAGCUAUGACGUCUGUCUGGUGGCUAACCUCAAUCCUCGGAGCCUCUUCACGCCCUGAUGCAUCUCCAUCCCGGCUCUGGACAACAGUGCUAGGGGCCAGGAGGAUGUGUGGAAAAUUGGCUUCUGUCUUCUGAAAGUCACACAGCGUUGUCCAACUUUGCAUAGCCCUGGGAUUUCACAUGCAUCAACUGCAAUACUGAUAAAAGUGAAAUCUGGAUGUCAAGUUGGUUGCUGUUGCUUCGCCCCCCCCCGAAAUAAGCUUUACUUAAUGUGUUAUUUUGAACUUGUCCAUGUAAAUGUCUGCAAGGACUUUUUUACUUUUAUUCAAUAAUCAUUAUAAACUGUAACCUUCAGCAAAUCAUCAUAAUUAAUCAACACAGUUGGUUUCUUUCAAAAUGACCCACAUUCAUUUAUAUGAAUGUUUUCUCAUUUCCCACUGCUAUGUGUAGUUUGGUUAAGUUUAUGCUAUUUAAACUCCUUGUUUAAGAGUAAGGAAGGAUUUUGGUCAUGGCUUUGAGAAACCAAUGUCUUCUGUUGGUAGGAGACAAGAAGCAGACAGCAGUCUCGGGUGUGUCCACUGUAGCCCUCUGAAAAUGUCCUCACAUCUUUGCUUCUGUAAAAGCCAAAUAAUAUCAAUAUGAAAGAAAA